GUGAACACAGCACAGACCUGCCAGCAAAAACUAAACAAAACACAAUACAACAGCCUGCAAAGAGCAGUUGAAGAUAUCAAAGGUGACGUCAAUUCAAUUCAGAAACUUCUAAGUCCUGGCCCAGGAUUGCCUCGGGACCCCACUGCUUUUCUCUCUAUGCUGACAUCCAGAACGAGAGUGCAUGGACCCUGAGGUACCAGACUCUGCUCAGGCAGAGCAUGGCUCACUUCUGCUCAGGAAGCUGGAGAGGAUGAGAGCGUCUGAGGAGCUCACCGAUGUGGUGCUGCUGGCAGAGGGGAUUCCCUUUCCUUGCCACAAGGUUGUGCUGUCUGCAUUCAGCCCCUACUUCCAGGCCAUGUUUACAUGUGGUCUGAAGGAGACCCGGGGAGGAGAGGUAUCUCUCAGAGACACUCCUGCUCAGAGCCUGGAGCUGCUACUGGACUACAUGUACCGUGCUGAACUCCCCCUUUCCAAUGACAACAUCCAGGGAGUGGCUGCUGUGGCCUUCCUGCUCCAUGUGGACGGAGCCUUCAGGUUGUGUCAGAGCCACAUGGAGGCCAGUAUGGACGCCUCCAACUGUGUCGGUCUGUACCACUGGGCCAGAGACCUGGGGGCCACUGGUCUGGCUGACUGCGCCUUAAGAUACCUCUGCCAACACUUUGCACAGGUUUGUGUAGAAGAAGAAGUGCUGGACCUGGAUGCCCAAAGUCUUGGGAAUCUGUUGGGUUCAGAUGACCUCAACGUAUCGCAGGAGGAGGUUGUGCUGGAGCUGGUGCUGCGUUGGGUGGAGAGGCGAAGAGGGGACUCGCAGAGCGAAGCCCAGGCUGUGCAGUUACUCAGGCGUGUCCGGCUAGAGCUUGUGGACCCCGGAUUCCUCCGCAAAGCCAGGAGGAGAAACCCGGUGUUGCUGCGGGAUGCUGAGUGCUUUGGGAUGAUUGAUGCUGCUCUCCAGACCUCGGGUCUCUGUGAGAUGUCAGCUCCACCUCGCCCGGCUCUUCGCUAUGGCAUGGAGACCACUGACCUGCUGCUCUGUUUGGGCGGGGUUAAUAAAGAGGGAGUGCCUGCCCGCCGUGGAGGACUUGCCGACCUCAGCUUUUGCUUUGCCCCCAAUGCUAGAAAGACUUACUACAUCCCCUCUCCGCUGAGGGGCUGUGGAGGUACGGGCCAGAUCACAGCAGGGGCAGUGACACGAGACAACAACAUAGUGGUGGCCAUAGAGGCAGUCGACCAACACAGGAUGAAGAGGGUGGAUAUCUACAGGUAUGAUAAUUCAGAGGAGAAAACCUGGGUGGAGGUAUGCUCAGCAGCAUACAGGGACAUGUAUGCUUUAGGGCUGGUAGGCGAUGCCCUGUAUUUGAUAGGGGGUCAGAUGAAAGUGCGGAAUCACUACAUCAUCACAGACAGUGUGGAGAGAUGGUCGCUGAAGAGAGGAGGCAGCUGGCUCAGCUUCGCUCCUCUGCCUCUCCCUCUAGCCUGCCACUGCGCCGUGAGCCUGAAGGAGCAUCUCUAUGUGCUGGGUGGCUGGACACCACAGGAUCAUCCGGAUGAUGAGCCUGACAAGCUGAGUAACCGUGUGUUCCAGUUUGACCCUGGUAGGGACAGGUGGACAGAGUGUUCCAGGAUGAAGUACUCCAGGUACCGCUGCAGCACGGCUGUCCUCAACGGAGAAAUCUACAUAUUAGGUGGUAUUGGAUGUGAUGGAGAGGACCGUGGACAGUCGCGUCGCUGUUUGAGCUCUGUGGAGAUCUAUAACCCAGAUACAGACACCUGGAGGGCGGGACCGACCUUGCCCAUGUCCCUGCUCUCCCUCCGAACCAACGCCUCCAAUGUAGGAGUAUUGGAGGGAAAGCUCUACCUCUGUGGAUACUACAAGGGGGCUGGCCGUCAUGAGAUCAUCACCAAGGAGAUUCUGUUACUGGACCCCGCGGACAAUGUGUGGACGGUGGUGGAAAGACGAGCAGCCAUGCACGACAGCUAUGACGUCUGUCUGGUGGCCAACCUCAAUCCUCGAAACCUCUUCGCACCCUGAUGCAUCUCCUCCUGGCUCUGAGCAACAAUGAUAGGGGCCAUGAUGUGUGGGAAAUCAGCUUCUGCCUUCUAAACCUCAUACAAAUGUAUCUAAACCUGGCUUAACGCCAGGAUUUCACAUGUAUCGACAGCAAGAGUGAAAUCUGGAUGUCUAGUUGGUUGCCUUCCUAAAAAACAGAAUACUCUGUGUUCUUUUAAACUUAGGUGUAAAAGUCUGUGAGAAGUGUUUUCCUUUUCAAUUUCUAAUCUUUAUGAACAAUUAGGAAAUCCUCAUAAACAACAAAGAUGGGUUAGUUUCUUUGGAAAUGACUCAUAUGACCUUUCCGAAAGUUAUUCAUAUGAAUGUUCUUAAACUACUUGAUUAAGAGCAGGGAGAGAAUGGUUUAAAGAAACCAGUGUCUUCUGCUAGUGGGAAACAAGACGCAAAUUGUAGUCUCUGAUGUGUCCUUCUGUAAAAUGUCUACUUCCUCCAGUUUCCUCUGAGAGACGACAGUUAUUAGGGUUGAAAACAUAUUUAGUUUUUAAUAUUAUAGUUUAAUUUAUGCUCAUUUACUUUUCUUUUGCUAAGGGUUGGAUGAGAAUUAUGAUACCAAACUCAACUCAUACCCAGCAGAUAAUUAGUUUAGCCUUGCAUAAAGACUGAAAGCAGCAAGUCUGGCUCUGUCCAAAGGUUAAAGAAACAAAAUCCACCUAGCAGCACCUUUAAGGCUGACUCAUUAACAGAACAUGUUAUAGCUCAUUCAGUUAAUGCACUCUUGUCCUCACCAUGAGGUCGCCAGAGAACCAGUAGGGGGUCUUUUUUUUUUUUUUUUUUUACAUUUUUCAAGGAUUUUAACCUUUGGACACAGUAUUCAUUUAGUUGCAGUCUGCAACCUCACCACUAGAUGUCGCUACAUCCUACACACUGGUCCUUUAGGCCUGUUGUUUUUCUGGUCUUCUUGGUGGUCUUGUAGCUAUAUUGGCACUUUACGAGAUAAUAUACUUAGAAAGAGUUAAUAAAUGGUUAUUAAUGUCUUUACUAA
Molecule: messenger RNA, 3050 nt
Organism: Seriola aureovittata
Lineage: Eukaryota; Metazoa; Chordata; Actinopteri; Carangiformes; Carangidae
Product: kelch repeat and BTB domain-containing protein 12-like
Exons: 10
Coding region: 182-2029 (615 amino acids)
Molecular function (GO): protein binding
Source: RefSeq, a predicted model, not a curated record